UCGCGAUCUUCGUUGAUCCUUAUUAUUUUAUACUUUAGUUAUGUUAAAAAGACUAACUGAAAUAAAAAAAAAAUGUAAAGUGGGAUUAAAACCAAAAUGAAGCAAAAAUUAUCCAUAUUUUUUGUCCUAUUACUAUCAUCUAUACUCUCCACUGGUUUGUCAAAUAAAUCCGGAUAUAACAAACCUCUUGGUCGUCAUCGACACAGUGAUGGUCAUAUAGAUAUUUUCGAUAAAGUUCCAGUACCCCAAGAAUUCUGGGAUAAGUGUAUACAUAUACAGAAACCUUGCCUUUUCCGAGGGGCUGGGAGUAAUUUUCCUGCGAAAAAAAAAUGGACAAAUGAAUAUUUGAUUGACCGCUUUGGAGACCUGGAAGUGAAAUAUAUACUCGGGAGGAAAGAGGUUCCAGCAAACAUACAAAAGAUUGGUAGAGACACAAUGAAAACGUUUUUAGAGAGUUAUACCAGUGAGGAAAAACACAUUUUCUCUCAGUUGCCUGAUCUUAUGGCUGAAGAUAUUUUUGUACUACCAUUUUUAACUUGUGGUAGUUACAAGGAGAGGCUGUUACAUUCAAAUUUAUGGUUAAGUUCUGGUGAAAAAAAGAGUUCGCUGCGAUAUGACGCUGGAAACACGAUUCAUUGUUUACUGAAUGGUACAAAGGACUGGAUACUAAUCCAUCCGAAUUUUACAGAACAUAUACCUACAGCGGAUUACAGACAGUAUUCUCUACUGGAUGUUGAAAAAAUAGAUUUAAAACAAUAUCCAAAAUUUGCAGCCGUGCGCUACCACCACGCCAAUAUGAAUGCAGGAGAUUGCAUGUUUCUUCCACGAAGGUACUGGCAUCAAGUUAAUUCAUUUGGCAUGCAAAAUCUACAAGUGUCUGUGAUUUUACCUUAUUUGAAAAGUUUUAACAACUCGGGUUGCGAUGGAAGUAUGUUGCACAACUUGUCAUUGUCGAAAAAAAAAUGGAUUUAUUUCGCUAAUGUUUCCCAGACUCUUAACAAGGAAGACCUAUUCAAGCUGAGGGAUACUUUUAUAACGUAUAUCGGUACAUAUGAGAAAUUAGAUGAAGCAACAUUACAGGAUAUUUAUCAUUUUGACGGCAGUUGUCAUGUUCCAUGCGUAUGUAUUGUGAAGACGUUAUUACGUACCUUCGACACUACAAACAAGGGUUAUAUCGACCUAAAUGACAUUCAAUCAUCAACUUUAUCUCAGCUCCAAGAUGCUUUAAAUGCUGAAAAAGGAAACCGUGUUAUUCCUGGGGAGUGCGAGUAUUUUAUGUUUUCUUCACAAGAUAUUAUGAACAUAAUUGAAAGUUUGUCUGAAUCUGGCAUCUUUUAUAAAAGAUAUUUCAUAGCCAGAUAUGAGGAACUAGGCGGGUCGCAGAUAAUGGGUGAAAAGAAUUUCAAGAUGCUGAAUAAUGAGAAGGAUGAUGUCAUCAUACCAAGCGAUAUUGUGAGAGAAAAUGCAGUCAGAGUCACCUCUCUUUAUCAGAGGAAGGAUAUCUCCGAGAAAUCUACAGAAUCAAAGAAUAGUAAUAUUUUUGAGGAACCCGACGAUUAUCUGGCUCAUGAACCGAUGUACCAGCCAUCAGAAACUGACGACGAUUAUCCGGCUCAUGAACCGAUGUACCAGCCAUCAGAAACUGACGACGAUUAUCCGGCUCAUGAACCGAUGUACCAGCCAUCAGAAAUGGAAAAUCAAUACGAAAUUGCCAUUGACGACAAACUGGACGUAAAGGAUGCACCAAUUCUGAGUUACAUUGAUGAUGUUGAAGAAAUAUUAGCUGACGCCGGACAUGAAGAAGAUCUCGUUCGUGACGAAGACAUGGAAGACCAUGAACCUAUUUACCAGCUCUCUGAAGAAGAGGAAGACAACGAGAAGCAGGCUGGACUGAAGGAACAAAGUGUUCAAACCAAUGUAGAGGAGAUAUACCAUGAUGUUACGUCGACUUUAAACGGUGAAACCGAUGAGCUAUCAUCUCAAAAUGAAUUCGUUGAUGAAAAUGAAGAUGGCUACCCUGACCAUGAUCCGAUUUAUCAACCCGAAGAUGGGGAGCGUUAUGUAUGGAACUCCGUGGGGGAUGAAGUUGAUAACUCAGAGCACAGACACAUCGAGUUAUAGCUGCUAUCCUGUUGUGCAUACGUUUUUUAUAAGAGUCUAGUUUAUAAGAACAUUGAGGCUGAGAAUUUGAAAAAAAGUUAAGAAUAGACAUAUAAAUAAUGUUUUAUUCAAAUGUGAAUUCAGUUUUGAAAUAUAUUUAUGAAAUAUACGAAAAA
This is a messenger RNA of Hydractinia symbiolongicarpus, 2276 nucleotides long. RefSeq lists its product as uncharacterized. The transcript has 10 exons. The record is from RefSeq and is a predicted model, not a curated record. Gene Ontology annotation, molecular function: 2-oxoglutarate-dependent dioxygenase activity. NCBI's taxonomy places the organism in Eukaryota, Metazoa, Cnidaria, Hydrozoa, Anthoathecata, Hydractiniidae. The coding region runs from base 97 to 2121 and encodes 674 amino acids.